AUGGACAAAAAUGCAUCGCCCGCUGUAAGCGAUGAGUUACAGUUGCACCACCGUAAGGCAGAGAAAGCUCAAACCAUCCUUAAAGGAGAUUGCGCUUUUUACCAGCAAUCAGGAAGUGAUACUUGCAUAAUAACAGUAGAUCUAGGAAAAGUAUUAUUCGUUCCAACGUUAACUCACUACGAUAUGUAUUACAUGAGGCAACUGUCUGUUUACAAUUUCAGUGUGCAUAUUGCUGAUACAAAUGAAGCCUUCAUGUGUGUUUGGAAUGAAACCGAAGCUUCCAGGGGUUCUUAUGAAAUCAUGUCCUGCUUACUGAAGGUUUUAAAUUCCAACGUUACAGAAAAGGAAAAACUGAACAUAUGGUGUGACAACUGCACCGGGCAGAAUAAGAAUCGGGAGGCAAUAUUUUUAAUGCUGUUUUCAACAUCUAUCGGUCUAUUCACAGAAAUAACUAUGAAAAUCCUCGUUAGUGGUCACAGCUACUUACCUAAUGAUCGUUAUUUCGCACAGAUAGAUAGGAGAAGAAGACUUGAAAAAUGUUUCGUGCCUGAGGACAUAGAACAACUCAUCAGAGAUACCAGAUCAAUACGGCCAUAUAAAGUUGUAAAAAUGAAACCUAGACACUUUUUGAAUCUGCAACGAGCUGCGGAUUCCUUGAUAUCUACUACUAAGCUUUCAAUAUCAACGUUGUCACAGAUACGAGUUACAAAAGAUAACCCAGGAUAUGUGUUUUUUAAAAAAUCGCACAGUGAUAUCGAAGAUUGGCAAAAGAUAAAAGUUCUCAAGAAAAAUAUAUCUGGGGACCAAAUAAAAAACGUACAGAUAUUUGGACAGGAAUCGACCCCAGAACUUAAUGAAGCUAAAAAGCAAAAUUUACGUGCUAUGAUUCCAUAUCUUCAUUCACCAGAGCACCGGGAGUUCUACCAAAAACUCACAGAAUAG
Messenger RNA from Phaedon cochleariae (mustard beetle), 942 nucleotides. The record is from the annotation of a GenBank genome assembly. Lineage: Eukaryota; Metazoa; Arthropoda; Insecta; Coleoptera; Chrysomelidae.